GCCAAAACAUUAUGGCGUUAUGUCUGACGCCACUUGUUGGAAAUGUGUGCAUUCUCUUGACACGUCGACAUUUGUGCUGCGAAUUUUUUUUUUAAACGCCGUUGUCCGGCGUUAUCGAGCGCGUGUCUCACAAUCAUAGCAGACGUAUCCAUAAAUAGAUCCAAGUCCUAGAUAAAAGUGACAAUUGAUCUCGUGACAGCUGUCUACCUGUCGUGUGCGAUCGAACAUAUCGAAACGUGCAGCAUCGACGCGACUCGGCGAAACAUCUGACGUGGUCUGCCGAAGUAUUUCUGUGAUCUUACAAAGUUAUGUGGAUCUUGCGUGCGAUCCAGCAUCGCGGAGGUCAUCGAUAUUUACGAUAUUGACGAAAUAUAUUGGAUACACGGGAACACCUGAUGACGCUUUCGCGAAAUGAUGCCGAGUCUUCAAUAUGACAUUGCUUGCUUCGUUUUAAUUUUACUUUCUAUUUUAAUACACGUCAAGGCGGAUGCGCAGGAUACCUCCAAUGCUCAGCAUUUCUCCAAUACAAAAUUUAAUUCUAAUGAAUAUUUGGAGUAUCCUGACAAUGAGGAGAGAGAUAGAGAAGCCUUGGCACAAUUGGAUCAGAUGCAGCAUUCAAAAGACACCUAUCUAAAGACUAAUGAAUUUGCUAAUCAUCCUGAUAAUAAGGAAUCAAUAACUCCAGAAACCUUGGAUAAAAACAUAGUAUGGGACCGACAAUGGGCAGCACAAUUAAAUCUCACUCAAAUAUCAGCUGUUUCUAUGGAUCCAAGUGGCAAUAUCGCCAUAUUUCACAGAGGAGAUCGCAUUUGGGGAUUUGAUACUUUCGACAAAGAAAACAAAUUCAAUCGCGCCUAUGGGCCAAUAGCGCAAAAUACUAUUAUACUUUUGGAUAAGAGUGGGAAGACGGUAUUAGAAUGGGGUGAUAACAUGUUUUAUCUUCCUCAUGGUCUGACUAUCGAUCAGUCCGGAAAUUAUUGGAUCACGGAUGUAGCGAUGCAUCAGGUAUUCAAGUUCGAUGCUCAAGAGGUAGAGAAGCAUAUGAGCGAAUUGAAACGCGCACAAUCUAGCACGAGAACGAGCGCGUCUGGUCGUCGUGGCAGUGCGUUAUUCGAAACUAACGUACUGAAGCCAUCCAUAGUUCUGGGAGUGGCAUUCGAGCCUGGUAACGACGAGAACAGAUUUUGUAAGCCGACCGCUGUUGCUGUACAUACCAAUGGUGACUUUUUUGUCAGCGACGGAUAUUGCAAUUCUAGAAUAAUCAAGUUUAAUAAGAACGGGAAACGGAUUCUUUAUUGGGGACGACACUGGGGCAUUGGAGGACCUGUCUACUCGCAAUUACCUCCGCCGAACGCGUUCGUCGUCCCACAUGCUCUAGCUCUCGCGAGCACGUUGAAUUACAUUUAUGUUGCCGACAGAGAGAACGGCCGAAUUUCGUGUUUCUUUGCCAACAAUGGUACAUUCCACAAGGAGUACAGCCAUACUGCUAUCGGUACAAAGAUCUACAGUGUCGCCUAUGCUCGAGAAAAAUUAUAUCUAGUCAAUGGACCCAAUCAGUACACGUCACGCCCUGUACCGGUACGAGGUUUCGUGCUCGACAUCCAUUCCGGGAAAAUAGUCUCAGUAUUCGGACCCAAGGACAACAUGAAUAAUCCACAUGAUCUCUAUGUGACGGAAGAUGGUGCCGAGAUAUAUGUAGUAGAGUUAAACAAUCACAAGGUUUACAGAUUUCUACAAGGUGUAAAUGACUCAACGUAUUCUGAAAAUUUAGUGUCUGCCAAUCAUCGUCGACCUAAGAUUUUAGUACAUCCUGAUACUAAAGAUACCAAUGAGAAAACUAAUAUGACAAAAUUGAUACUAGGUCUUGGCUCAGCGGCCAUUUCGUUUAUUAUAAUAUGUGUCGCAAUUGCUGCCAUUAUAGCAAGAUGUCAGAAAAGAGGUUGUCUACUCACGAUGCGGAAGAGAAUGCGUUGGGAAGCGGAGAGACGGGAAAACUUCAAGCUCUCCAGCCUGCUGGAGAAUCGCCGGGGCCGGAGUUUCAAGUUCCUGGAGAAACGGCCGAACACUCGCGAUUUUAACAAGCUGAACACGGAGCCGGAAACCUCGGAGGACGAGCGUCCCGAGAACAGUCUCGCGAAGGUAAUUUAAGGCGUUCAACGAAAACGCCGAGGUAUCGCGUCAGUAUUACCGAACCGAGACAACAAAUUCAUGCCCGCUCGCUCGCUGAUGUCCGAGAUGUUCGCGGGAUAGGCGCGAAUUGCACUCCCGUUUGAAUUGACGGACAACAGCGCCGACGAUUGCCGAGCGUAUCCGAAUGCGGCCGAACGAUAACGCGCGGGAUUCCAGCGCUUCGGUAUACUUACGAUCGCAUGUACAGGGUGAGUUAUUUGACAUUACCACUUGGGAUAACGCGUUUACCAUGAAAGAUUUUAACCUGGAUGGCGCCGGAGAUUUCAAGAUUAAGGAAAAUGUCCCAAUAAUUAAACCUUGUUCCAAUGAUUGAAACAUGAAAAACAUAUUUGUAAUAAAGUCUUUGAAAUUUUGUUAAAAGAUAUUUAUGCUCCAAUUUGUAACGUUAUUUAAAGACAUUAUUCAAUUCCUAAAUCUAUUGUUUCAGUAUUGUUUCAGUAAUCAGGAUAUGAUUCAUUUUUUAGCUCAAUUACUGCUACAACUGGCAUUAUCUGAUCCCUGGUAAAAGUUGAUAGAGAACGAUAGAAUAAAAUUAUCGUUUUCUAUCGUUUUGAAUAUGGAUUUUGGUUCGUGAAUUCACAAAUGUGAAUACGAUAUACGAUAGAAUACAAUAGAUAGUGAUAGAAUUUCUAUCGUCAGUUUCCUAUCCCAGGUAGCACAUACACGUUUUAAAAAUGUUUUAUAAAUGUUAGAACCAAACCUUUCAUAACCGUUUCCAAAACGUUUCUGAAACGUUUUUCAUGAGUAAAAAUGUCCACUCAAAAAACGUUAAGUGAAACGUUAUUUUUGCGAACAAAAUCGUUGAAGAAACGUUUUAUAAACGUUUUAUAAACGAUUCAUAAAUAAGGUUUCAGAGAGAUCCUGUUAAAAAGUUUCUUAUUGGUGCUUUACGAUUCUGAAACUACAAAUACUUUUAAGAAACGUUUCUGAUACAUGUAUGCGCUAUCUGAGUAUAUAAUACAAACAGAACCCGAUUUUUAUAGAACUAGAUAAAAUAGGAUGCUGACGCUUGCGAACGAUAGAGCUUAUAGAAAACGAUAAAAAUUGGUAGAAAUUCUAUCGUUCUCAAUCGUUCUCUAUCAACUUUUUUUACCAGGGAUAUAUUUAAUUAAAAUUAUAGUUGAUAUUUAUAUUGAUUAUUUUAUUUCUUAUUAUUUCUUGAAAGAGAGAGACAGAGAGAGAUAGAAAGAGAUCGUUGACGAAGGUUCUAUAUAAACAUUAGUUUUCUUUGUAAUUUUACUAAUCACUUAUUAAUAAAAAAAACAAAAUCGAUUGUGCUUUUUUAUUAACUUAUUUAUUGGAACAUUUACCUUACGUCAACGCGGAUUGUUUACGUAUUUUUUACAUAAUGUGUAUACGGUGAUUUUUCGUGUAGACAACAUAAAUUAUAUGAAAUAUUGCAAAUUAUAUCAAAAUAUAUAAAAAAAAAACAAUUAAAUUAUAAGACAGUUACCGUAUUUGUAUUUUAAAUAUUAAUUAUAGAUAUAAAGUUUAAAAGGAAAAUAAAACAAGUUGAAAUUUAUAUUUCAUUACAUGACAAAUUAGUAAAUUAAUUCUCUGUAAGAAUGUACCUUCCCACAUAGCAGAAAAUUUAAAAGAUGUACCAAAUACAUUCAGAGAAUUGCUAAAUAUUCGCAUAAGUUCUCAGAAUAUCCUAAAAAUAUUUCGAGGACUUUUAAAUGUCCACACAAGUCCCCAAGAUAUCCCUUGUGCUAUGAGAGUUGAGAAUGUUAUGGACUCUAACCUGUUUAAGAGAAAACAUUAAUAAAUUUACAUCAAAAUUCUAAAGGUUAAAUAUAUACUUUUCUUUAUCAUUUUUUUAACAAGCCAUCCUACAAAACAUAACGUUUAAAAUCGGAACAUAAGACGUCUAAACAACGUCUUAAAGACGUCGGAAUGGAAGACAUCUUUAAGACGUUUUUAAGAUGUCUUUAAGACAUCUUAUGUCCCAAUUUUUGACGUUGUGUUGAGUGAGAUAUAUUCUUUGAACGAUAUUCAUUGAUUACUAACUGUCUACAUAGACGACAUAUCAUACAUAAUUUACGUUGUCUACACGUAGACGUAGAGUAUCACAAUAUACACGUGAACAUCCGACUUUGAUUUUAAUGGAGAAUUAUUAGAGAUAGAUAGGAACCCAGAUAGUACAGAGAUAAAUAGAAGAUCAUAGAAAAUUCAUUUAAGAAUAUCUACAGAAUUAAAAAAUGAAUAUUUUGUAAACCCUUGACGAUUUAAUCACAAUCAGCUCGCCUUGAAGUAUUCUUGAAAAAUUUAUCAGAAUGAAUAUUUUACGACUAAGUGCUUCGCAUACUUUAAGAAUUUAUGAGGGAUUGCAAACGUUUUAUUUGUUAUAAUUAUUUCCUAUAACUGUGUUCAGUAGAUGCCUAUAUUACUUUCAGUAUUUUGUGUCUGUCGUAUCAUAAUUGGAAUGUUUUUCAUAAAUAAAUAUUACGAUAUAAUAAAAAAAGCGAUAUUUUUAACACUUCAUUAAAUUGUAAAUAUGAUUGAACUGGGUUCAAUAUAUUGUAUUUUUAUAAAUUACCAAUUUAUAACCUAAAAAUAAUCAUGUUUAAUACGUUUCUUUUUUAAUUCUAUAUAAUCUUUAUUUAAUUUCUUUCUUCCUUUAUGUGAUUGGAAACUAAUUGUAUUUUAAUUAAACAAGUUCAAGGCUCUUGACACGAAUCGAAACAAAUGAUUAAUAAGGCAAAUAAGAGCCAAUAGCCGAUCUCAAAGACGCACUUAUCAAUUUAAUCAAACCAAUAGCUUAUGUUUACAAAAAUUCAAAUGUUUCGGUCCCGUUUUGGACCCUCUUCAGUGAAGUUACAAUUAAGCAACCUAGCCAAUUUUUAAAAGCUCUCUAAUAUUAACUACUAUGCUUGUGCCAUCAGAUCUACCAAGGUAGAUCCGAAAAGCCAAACGCAUAUUACAUAUUCUUAAAUACUUUUAGAAUUGUAUUUGUGGGACUUGUGUCUUAGCUAUAUAUGACAAUUAUUAUUUACUAUG
Molecule: messenger RNA, 5190 nt
Organism: Odontomachus brunneus
Lineage: Eukaryota; Metazoa; Arthropoda; Insecta; Hymenoptera; Formicidae
Product: peptidyl-alpha-hydroxyglycine alpha-amidating lyase 1-like
Exons: 6
Coding region: 412-2148 (578 amino acids)
Biological process (GO): peptide metabolic process
Cellular component (GO): membrane; extracellular region
Molecular function (GO): catalytic activity; protein binding
Source: RefSeq, a predicted model, not a curated record